GGGGCGCCGCCGAAGCCUCGCCCGCCUCCUGGGCGCCGCCGCUGGAAGAGGGGCGGCCCCGCUGCGAGGCCAGGCCAGGCCGGGCCCCGCUGGAUGCCGGGCGGGCUGGCUGGCUGGGCUCGCAGGAAACGGUGCUUGCCGGCUGCGCGGCGGGGUUGCAGCGAGGCUGAGAUUUAAUAUUAGGCUUUUCCUGCAUUUUGCUGACUCAGAUCCUGGAUUUCCAAGAAGAAGAAAGGAGAAGGACAAAUGUUGGAUGAAAAUACCAUGCUGAAAUACUAACUUCUGUUUUUUGGCUUCUCUGCGUCCUUCAUGGAGGAGCUCAAACCUACUCCAGGGCCAGUAAGAACGGGUUUCUUCUUAAUUUUUUCAUAUAUGUUGAUCGAUAAACUUAAGGGUCUCGUGGUGGAAAACGGAAAGCAGGUGACUUUGUUGUAACAACAAGCUUUCCCUACUGGUGCAAAACGGCACUUAUUUAAACGAGAGGCGCGUCAGCCAGUUGGAUGCAGGCAACAGCUGGCAGGAAUGGGAAGGCAGCUUCAUUUGGGGAUUUAAGCUCGGCUUGGAGAUGAAGAAGAGGGCUGUUGAAAUGUGGCUAUAACAGCCGAGUGGAUUCACCUCUAAAAUGAUGGCUCCUUUCAGAUGGCAAGGAACGACCUGCAAAGAUCAGCUUUGUGAUUCGGAAUAGGACCACAGCACUCCAAGGAUGCCCAGGAGAGGAUUCAUAUUUCAAGCCAGAACGCGAUGGCUUUUGGUCGGGUUAGCUUUGCUGCUGAGUCUAUUACUGAUCAUGUAUCUCCUGGAGUGCGCCCCACCAACCGAAAACAACCGAUCGCUUCCUGGCCUCAGCGGGGAUCAUUUCGGUAAGGAGCAUUACCAGGCCCUUCUUCAAGAACAGGAAGAACACUACCAAGACAGGGCCGCCAGCCUGAAGCGUCAGAUCGCCCAACUGAAGCUGGAACUUCAAGAGGUGAGUGAGAAAUUGAAGCUCUUGCAGGAUAAGAAAAACCCCAAAGUCCAGAGCAUGGGCUCGCCGGGCAUCAAGGAACAAACGUCCAACGACCUCUUAGAAUACUUGCAUUCCCAAAUAGACAAAGCCGAAGUGAGCAUCGGCGCCAAGCUGCCCAGCGAAUACGCCGUGAUCCCUUUUGAGAGUUUUACCUCCAUGAAGGUGUACCAGUUGGAGAUGGGACUCACCCGUCACCCGGAGGAGAAGCCUGUCCGGAAAGAUAAGCGGGAUGAGUUGGUGGAAGUGAUUGAGGCGGGCCUGGAGGUGAUCAAUAAUCCUGACGAAGAAGGACAAGAGGAAGACGACGGAAUUGGGGAGCGGCAGCUUUACAGCGAAAGUGAUUUUGUAGAAGGUUAUUACCGCACGGAGAGAGACAAAGGCUCCCAGUAUGAAUUAUUCUACAAGAAAGCAGACGAAAUGGAAUACCGACACGUUUCGCUGUUUCGUCCGUUUGGUCCUCUUAUGAAAGUGAAGACAGAGACGGUGGACAUCUCCCGGUCAAUGAUCAAUAUCAUAGUUCCUCUAGCGGGAAGGACGGAGGUUUUUGCCCAAUUCAUGCAAAAUUUCAAGGACGUUUGCAUUAAUCAAGACAAGCGGAUUCAUCUCACCGUGGUAUAUUUUGGACAGGAGGGGCUUUCCGAAGUCAAAAGCAUCUUAGAAUCGGUUGCGAGAGAGGCUGACUUCCAUAACUACACUCUGGUUUCUCUGAAUGAGGAAUUCAACCGUGGCCAAGGACUGGAUGUGGGUGCCCGAGCUUGGGAGAAAGGGGAAGUCUUGAUGUUCUUCUGCGAUGUGGAUAUUUAUUUCACGGCUGAGUUUCUGAACAGCUGUCGCCUGAAUACAGAACCAGGCAAGAAGGUUUUUUAUCCGGUGGUUUUCAGCCUUUAUAAUCCUGCCAUUGUCUACGCUAAUCAAGAUGGGCCACCUCCAGUGGAACAGCAAUUGGUCCACAAAAAAGAUUCCGGAUUCUGGAGAGAUUUUGGCUUUGGGAUGAUGUGUCAGUAUCGAACAGAUUUCUUGGCCAUUGGAGGCUUCGAUCUGGAAGUCAAAGGGUGGGGCGGAGAAGACGUUCACCUCUACCGGAAGUAUCUGCACAGCAGCCUGAUGGUAGUCAGAACCCCGGUGCCUGGACUCUUUCACCUUUGGCACGAGAAGCACUGUGCCGACGAAUUGACUCCCGAGCAAUACCGCAUGUGCAUCCAGUCGAAAGCCAUGAACGAGGCCUCUCACUCGCACCUUGGCAUGCUUGUUUUCCGUGAGGAGAUCGAAACCCAUCUGCGUAAGCAAGCCUACAAGACUGACAGUGAAGCCAUUGGCUAGAACGAUCCUUGGGGGCAACCUUCAGACCCCCAUAGCUGCUAUGAACCAGGUUUGGUUCGGAAGCCUUAAUUAACUCAGCUUACAAACAUGCAGUGCCUCUCCUCUCUCUCUCUGUCUCUCUGAGUCGAAAGAUCGCUUUCUGCGGCUAGGUAUCACCAAGGUCCUCACCAGAGGAGGCGUUCACCCAAAAGGGGCAUCUUACCCUUCACUUCGACAAGAUGGACGGUACACGUGAGGUGGAGUGGAGAGAAGCAAACCGUCUCUGUUCCACUUUCCACUUUUGAUAGCUUGGGUUCUCCAACCUGCAUUCCACAAAGGUGUGGAUCACACCUCUCCAUUUUCUGCGGUUAUUCUGCAUUGUUCCUUUUCUUCUUCUUUUUCUAAGAACGGACACGGUACAUAUCCCUUCAAUGCAGGGGUGAAACCCACUUACCCUUGUUACUGGUUCAGUAGCAAUGUGAGCAUGGGCGUGCAUGCGCAGAGUGUCAAAAUGACAUGGGGGGGCGGAGUCUGCUACCGAGCUGCAAAGGUAAGCAAACAGCAAGGGGAGGGGAGUCCGCUCUGCUACGCGAUUUAGAUUAGCUAGAGAGCAAGAAAUCCUGCUUUCUAGCUAAUUUAAAUCACGCAGCACAGCUGAUC
This is a messenger RNA of Thamnophis elegans (Western terrestrial garter snake), 2965 nucleotides long. RefSeq names its product chondroitin sulfate N-acetylgalactosaminyltransferase 2 (gene CSGALNACT2). Gene Ontology annotation, cellular component: Golgi cisterna membrane. Bases 704 to 2326 code for a protein of 540 amino acids. The record is from RefSeq and is a predicted model, not a curated record. The transcript is spliced from 8 exons. NCBI's taxonomy places the organism in Eukaryota, Metazoa, Chordata, Lepidosauria, Squamata, Natricidae. Gene Ontology annotation, molecular function: glucuronosyl-N-acetylgalactosaminyl-proteoglycan 4-beta-N-acetylgalactosaminyltransferase activity.